Molecule: messenger RNA, 4467 nt
Organism: Fomitiporia mediterranea MF3/22
Lineage: Eukaryota; Fungi; Basidiomycota; Agaricomycetes; Hymenochaetales; Hymenochaetaceae
Product: P-loop containing nucleoside triphosphate hydrolase protein
Exons: 5
Coding region: 1-4467 (1488 amino acids)
Biological process (GO): transmembrane transport
Cellular component (GO): membrane
Molecular function (GO): ATP binding; ATP hydrolysis activity; ABC-type oligopeptide transporter activity
Source: RefSeq, a predicted model, not a curated record
AUGAGCUCCGAACGCUCGUCAACUUAUAAGUCGUAUGUCGACUCGAAGUUGUCUAGGGCGAGGCUGGAACAAACGCCGCAACUACCAACUCAAAGAGCAUACACUCCACCAACUCCAUCUAUCCGCUUGCUGUUCUCCAGAAUAUCUCGCCAAGAUCUCUUAGUUAUCGUCUUACCUGCAGUACUCUCAUCUCUUGUCGCGGGUGGUGUUGCACCUUUUAUGACGGUUGUAGUGGGUUCGGUCUUCGACGCAUUUGCAAACUUUCCGCUUUCCAAUGCAUCCGACGCAGAACGACAUACCCUCCUUAAAGGUGUUGGAUUUGCCGCCAUAGAACUUGCUGCUCUUGCUGUUGGUGCUAUUGCCCUCGGCAGUAUCACCUCCGCACUCUGGAUCUCAGCCGGAGAACGGAACGUUAUGCGCAUUCGCUCCCAGGUUUAUGCUGCUGUUAGUUCCCGAGAUAUGGAAUGGUUUGACAUGAAGAUGGGUGCGGAAGAUCCCUCGGCGGCUUCGGGAGUAAAUGGGACUAUUGGAGCUGGUGGCUUGAUGGCCAAGUUUAAUCGGGAUACAGACGAUGUACGAAUGGCGAGCUCCCUUACGUCGGGGCUGCUCUUACAAUAUCUGACUACAUGUGUCACUUGCCUUAUCCUCGCAUUUAUCCGUUCCUGGGCACUCACCCUUGUUAUUUUAUCUGCUGUACCGGCGCUUAUGAUCAUUCAAAUCGUGUCUCAGCGUUUCUCUGGACCGCUCAUCGGCGUAGAGCGCGAACAAACUGCAGUCGCAGCGACCUUCAUUGAACGCGCUGUUGCAGCAAUCUCCACUGUCAAGGCGUUUAACGCGCAGUCCGCAGAACAGGCCUCGCUCUCUCCCGUACUGGUCGCGAUAGGCUCAGUCACUGUGCGAAUAAACGCAGUCUUCGGGAUGACAAGCGCCUUUAGCCAGUUCGCAUCUAUGGCAAUGUUUGUUCAAGGCUUUUGGUUCGGCGCACACCUUGUCCGAAAUGGAUCGGCCUCAGCAGGCGACGUCAUGGCCGUGUUUUGGGCCUGCCUUAUUGCAGCAAGUAACUUGCAGAUGUGCAUCCCGCAGUUUGUCACGCUUGCAAGGGGAAAAUUUGCUAUGGUUGCGCUCGUAUCGCUUAUCGAUCCACCACCUCAACAACCAGAGCAAGAUAUGCCGCGCAACUCCAUGGCGUCGGCCAGCUCACCUUCGUCGCUCAUGCCUAAAUGUCGAACAACCUCUAUACAAACGCUUCGCAAGAUCCAACCCGCUCGAUGUAUGGGUGAAUUCUCAUUGCAUGAGGUGACGUUCGCAUACCCUUCGCGUUCCUCGGUUCCGGUGUUACGAGACGUCUCUCUGUAUUUCCCAGCGAGCGAGACGACGUUUGUCGUUGGUGGAUCUGGAUCAGGAAAAUCGACUAUUGCACAGCUUCUGGCGCGUCUAUAUACGCCAGCUUUUGGUGUAAUUGCCUUGGACGAUCAAGACGUGUCUUAUAUUGACGAGCAAUGGCUCCGGUCACAUGUUGCUGUCGUCAGCCAGAGCUGUAUACUCUUCGACGGGUCCGUACAUGAUAAUGUCGCGAUGGGCGUUGCAGGGUUACGACGUCAACCAAAAGACGUGACUAGGGAUGAAGUAGUUGCGGUGUGCACGGCAGCUCUUAUGCAUGAAUUUGUAAGAGACCUCCCAGAUGGAUAUGAUACGAGGCUAGGAAAUGGUGGAGCGAAUCUGUCUGGUGGACAAAAGCAGCGCUUGGCGAUUGCGCGCGCGAUGCUUAGGGACCCGACAGUACUUGUUCUCGACGAAGCGACAUCUGCGCUGGACGCGACGUCACGCGUACUCGUCUUUGAAGCAAUUAAAGAAUGUCGAAAGAAUAAAACGACUAUUGUGAUCACACACGACCUAUCGCAAAUCACUCCCGGAGACUUCGUAUACGUGCUCAAAGAUGGAGGUGUUGUUGAGCAAGGUUAUCGCUCCGACCUCGAAGAACCCUUACCGGACGGGUCAGACGGGGCAUUCCGUGCAAUGAUGCGUUCGCAGGGAGCGCAGGGCGGUUUCGUACCAAAGCGGGAAAGUCAGAUUGCUGAUGCGGAUCCGACGGGUGCAGCAAUUCCUGAGGACGUAGAGCGUAUACUCGAACGAUCAGAUGCGGAGAAACAGGAAGAAGACGAAUCGGAUAAUAGGAGGCUGACAAUGCUCGGCUUACCUCCGCAAAGGAAAGCGCACCAGAGUGUGGGCAUUAGCGCGUGGAUGCUUGAUGUUGUAUCGGAUCUUUCGCGCCAGCGUACUGUUCGAGAGAAGCAGCCUACUGUUGCACCACCCUCGUACAAAGCAACAACUACACUGCACAAACACCAGAGCCUUGGUCCUACUUCUGUGGUGAAACUUACGAAGCGGCAAAGCUCUGCCCCAUUGAAGAAAACGGAACCGGCGAGUGGGAAUAUACGUCGACACUUUUCCUUGCAGUUCACGCCGUCGUCACCUGGAGCGAAUUUCCAGCGUUCAGUCCACGAUAUUUUUGAAUCACAUAGGCACGAGGAGGAAGAAUUUGACGACGAGGAUGAAAUAGAACAGGAACUGGAGAAGACGGCUCUAGAGCGUAUGGCCGCUGAGGCGCUUCGACAGCGUCAACGACGCGCUGCUGUGAAGAGGAUUCAGUGGACGGAAGUCAAGCUCGAUAACGUUGUUGUUGAUGCGCCUACGUCGCGAGAUGAUGCUCCGCGAGAGUCAACCUCUUUCUUUGCGCUUAUCCGAGAUGUCUACCCCACCGUACCGAACAAGCCUGUCAUCCUCAUUGGACUGGUCAUCUGUGUGUUGAGCGGAGCUUUAACCCCCAUAUUCUCUUUCCUCCUUUCGAGGCUACUCUUCCAAGUCUCAAUUGGUGCGGAGAACGUGCGAACCAUCAAUGUGCUUGGUGGUAUUGUCCUCGCUGUAGCCGCCUGUGAUGGCCUCCUCAUUGGGCUCAAAUUCUUUGUCAUGGAAAGCGGUGCAAUGACCUGGAUCACACGUAUUCGAAAAGCAUGUUAUGCCCGUCUACUUGCGCAAGACAAGUCCUUCUUCGACCGUUCGGACAACAACGCACCACAAAUCGUGCAGAGGCUCAUGAAGGACGGUGACGAUGCGAGGAACCUAAUUUCGGUAGUUCUGGCGCAGUGCUUGGCUGUAUCUGCUAUGCUGGGUGUCGGUCUCGUUUGGGCGUUGGUACAAGGAUGGCAGCUCACGCUUGCUGGCUUUGCUAUUGCACCAGUGUUUGCUGUGGCGAUGUCUGUACAAGCAAACCUGGUUGCUCGUGCGGAGAGGAGAAACAAGACUGCCCGGGAGGAAAUUGCGAGGGCCUAUUAUGAGUGCAUCUCAAAUAUCCGUGCCAUCCGAUGCAUGUCCUUUGAAAAUGUCUUCCAGAACCAAUUUGAGGAAUCCAUCAUGCGUGCUUACAGGACUGGUAUACGUGGCGCUUUCGUUGAAGGCUGCUCGUUUGGCGUCGCAAACGGUUUGAUUUACUUCGCGGAGGCUCUUCUAUUCUUUAUCGGUGCAGUUCUCGUCGCGAAUGGGACGUAUUCGUAUCUGCAGAUGGUUGAAGUCCUCAACCUAGUCGUCUUUACGGUCACCAUUGGUGCACAGCUCAUGGGUUUCACCCAAAAGAUUGCGCGAGCGACGCAGGCUACGCGAGACCUCAACAAGAUCUUAUUUCUUAGCACCGACACCGAAGAAUCCCGCGGAAGUGCGAUGCCUCCUAUACAAGGCGACAUCAAGUUCAAUGAUGUAGACUUCUCCUAUCCUGAACGGUCUGAUGUUCCCGUCCUCCAGAGCACGUCUCUUCGGUUCAAGCAAAACGAAUGCAUUGCAGUCGUUGGCGCAUCGGGCUCAGGCAAAUCCACAAUAGCAGCUCUCUUGCAACGAUUAUACGAACCGAACUCAGGAUCGAUUACAAUAGGCGGAAACAGUUUACAUGCGAUGGAUGUCAAACACCUCCGUGCGCAUAUCGCCGUUGUUAGCCAAAGCCCCAAUCUUUUCGAUGCGUCCAUCGCGGAGAACAUUGCAUAUGGGAACGCAGGGCUCUCACCUGCUGAUGUCUGUUACGCUGCGCAAGCGGCACGCGUGCACGACUUCAUUAUGUCUCUGCCACAAGGGUAUGAAACACAUGUAGGAGAGAACGCCUCACUGAUCUCUGGAGGCCAAGCCCAGCGACUAGCUAUCGCACGGGCACUCGCUCGUCCUGCACGUGUACUCAUCCUAGAUGAAUGCACAAGCGCUCUGGAUCCGGAGAGCCAGGCUGCGGUCAUGGAGACAAUUCGUUCUGUGAAAGUCGGGAGGACUACGCUUGUGGUAACACAUAAACUACCUGUGAUGCGGCUCUGUGAUCGGAUUGUCGUUAUUGAUGCAGGCUCGGUCGCCGAAGAGGGGACAUAUGACGAGUUGAUUGCGUCGAAUGGAAUGUUUGCGCAGCUUGCGAGAGGUGGAGAGUGGAUGGGCGAAUAG